AUGUGGCAUUCGUUUUUGUUCUGUCUUGUUAGUGCGGCUCAAGCCUCAACGUUGCAACCACGAAAUGAUGUUUCGCAGAUAGCUCGAAACGUUUCCGGUUUCACAGCAUAUGAUGUGUUGAACUACACAGAUACAGGUCUCGAUAAGGCGCCAAAGUUGGAAGUACCUCUUCGUAUUCUCUGUGUCGGAGACUCUAUUACAGAGGGAUGGGGAAGUGAUGCAAAUGGAGAAGAUGUUGUCUUUGCCGGCACUAGGCAUGGCGGUUCAAUGAAGGACAGUUAUCAUGCGGCCUGGUCUGGCAAGACGAUUCAGUACAUCAACAACCAUAUCAAUGAGUCGUUGGAGCAAAGACCCAAUGUUGUCCUUCUUCAUGCUGGAACGAACGACUUGGACAUACGCUCAUCCAUAUCUAAAGAGGGCAGUGACCCAAAGGACGCUGCCCUUCGUUUGGGUCAACUCAUUGAUAAGAUCAUGGAAUACUGUCCAGACGCAGUAAUUCUCGUCGCAGUACCUCUUUCAUCCUGUGACGGCUACAAACCCAAGAUGCCUGAAUUCAGAGCUCUGGUUCCUGGGGUUGUGCGACAGCGCCGACAAGACGGAGAGCAUGUGCUUGCGGUCGACUUUAGCAUAUUUGACCUCAAAGACUUGAGAGACUGCUUGCAUCCUACUAACGCUGGGUAUAGCAUCAUGGGCGAUUACUGGUAUGCCUUUUUGACGCAGGUGCCGGAUGGUUGGAUCAAGAAGCCCGUCGGCGAUGAUCCAGAGAGGGGAGAGGAGGAGAAUGGGGUUGGUGGAAAAAUAGAGACAGGCAGCAAGACUUUUCUUGGUGUCGGUCUAUGCUGGAUAUUAUAUUGGCGUGUCGUAGAGUUGUUGAGAUGA
Molecule: messenger RNA, 879 nt
Organism: Fusarium sp. VM40
Lineage: Eukaryota; Fungi; Ascomycota; Sordariomycetes; Hypocreales; Nectriaceae
Source: the annotation of a GenBank genome assembly